Messenger RNA from Helobdella robusta, 777 nucleotides. RefSeq lists its product as hypothetical. Gene Ontology annotation, molecular function: DNA-binding transcription factor activity, RNA polymerase II-specific; RNA polymerase II cis-regulatory region sequence-specific DNA binding. The transcript has 4 exons. Lineage: Eukaryota; Metazoa; Annelida; Clitellata; Rhynchobdellida; Glossiphoniidae. The annotation marks the transcript as partial. The record is from RefSeq and is a predicted model, not a curated record. Gene Ontology annotation, biological process: regulation of DNA-templated transcription.
UGCGAAGCAUGUGGCAAGACAUUCAUUUCAAAAUGCACUUUAAACAAUCAUCUAAGAACUUCGAUUGAUUCUAAACAAAUAUCUUUCUCCUGUGCUGAUUGUAACAUAAGUUUCUCACAGAUGAGAGAUCUAAAGCAGCACAAAAAUGAAUUCCACAGUAAUCGAUCUUAUCUAUGUUACGAUUGUGAUACAGUCUUCGAAAGUCGGGGUAACUUGAAUCUUCAUAACAUUUAUCAUCAUCGCAUUCACAGGUGCUCGACGUGUUCUGUCGGAUUUCCAGGCAGACUAGCCCUUACAAACCACGUUAAACAGCAUCACCCUGGUAUGCCCAUAUACAGGGCUGACAGUCGAUUUGUGUGUGAGUACUGCAGUCAUUCAUUCUCCAUCCGAUCUCAACUGAGUGACCACAUCCAGUCUGUCCACCUCGGACUUGUCAAUCAAUGUGAGGACUGUGGCAAAGUUCUCUCCACCUCUGAGACUCUCAAGGUCCACCGACUUAAACACAAACCAGAGAUGCAUCGUACGUGUGAGCACUGUGGUCGGCAGUUCUACAGAACUGGUAUGUUGACGGAGCACAUAAGGGCCUGCCACCCUGAGGCUCUGCCCGACGACUGGCGACGCCACACGACGUGUCCUUACUGCCAAUCACGCUUCACUAGACGCGAAAGUUUGAGGCGUCACAUUGAAGCCAAACAUGAGCCUAAGGUACUUUCGUGUUCGUUUUGCGACAGACAAUUUACGUGUAGGAGAUACCUGGUCAGACAUGAGAACAAACAU